Molecule: messenger RNA, 2760 nt
Organism: Fonsecaea erecta
Lineage: Eukaryota; Fungi; Ascomycota; Eurotiomycetes; Chaetothyriales; Herpotrichiellaceae
Exons: 3
Coding region: 1-2760 (919 amino acids)
Biological process (GO): protein O-linked glycosylation via mannose
Cellular component (GO): membrane; endoplasmic reticulum
Molecular function (GO): dolichyl-phosphate-mannose-protein mannosyltransferase activity
Source: RefSeq, a predicted model, not a curated record
AUGGCCCACGCUGCCUCGCGAAAGAAUGCGGCCUCGCAAAAGACGGCUUCUCCUGCGCCGGCCUCGAGAGUUGUCAGCAGUGACAUGAUCCGAACGCAGUCGAGCAAAAAGAAGAGCUAUGCAUCAGAAGGUGCAACGGAUAACGAUAUAUUCAUGCUUCCUAUGGGAGACUAUCAGAUCAUGGCACUUCUGACCCUGUUGGCUGGUGUCGUUCGCCUUUUCAAGAUCUACCAACCCACCAGUGUCGUCUUCGACGAGGUUCACUUCGGUGGAUUUGCCACCAAGUACAUCAAGGGCAAAUUCUUCAUGGAUGUCCAUCCUCCUUUGGCGAAACUCCUCAUCACCUUGGCUGGCUGGCUCGCUGGUUUCAACGGCGACUUCGACUUCAAGGACAUUGGAAAAGAUUAUCUUGAACCCAAAGUUCCCUACGUCUCGAUGCGCCUCCUCCCUGCUAUCCUCGGAGUUCUCACUAUUCCUACGAUGUUUCUGACCCUGAAAGCGUACGGAUGCCGAACAGUCACGGCUUGUCUCGGCGCCGCACUCUUGAUCUUUGAAAAUGGAUUGAUCACACAAUCGAGGCUGAUUCUUCUCGACUCGCCCUUGGUCAUUUGUACUGCUUUUACUGCUCUCGCGUGGACUUGCUUCACAAACCAACACGAACUGGGCCCUGAGCGCGCGUUUGAUGCGAGUUGGUGGUUCUGGCUUGCGGCCACUGGUCUGGGUCUCGGUGCCACAGCCAGUGUCAAAUGGGUUGGGCUCUUCACCAUCGCCUGGGUCGGCAGCUUGACCAUCCUCCAAUUGUGGGUUCUACUCGGCGACAGCGUCAACGUUACCCCGAGGAAAUGGUUCAAGCAUCUCUUUGCCAGAGUCUUCUGUCUGAUUGUCAUCCCGAUCGCAUUCUAUGUUGGCAUGUUUGGAAUACAUUUCCUGUGCCUGGUCAACCCUGGCGACGGCGAUGGAUUCAUGUCUUCUGAAUUCCAGGCAACCUUGAACAACAAGGGCAUGGCCGACACCCCUGCCGACGUUUUGUUUGGCAGCGAAGUGACCAUCCGACACCACAACACUCAGGGUGGCUAUCUCCACUCCCAUCCGCACAUGUACCCUGGCGGCAGCAAGCAACAGCAAGUUACCUUGUAUCCCCAUAAGGACGAGAACAACGUUUUCCUCCUCGAGAAUCAAACCCAGCCCAUCACAGCCGACAACGUCACUGUUGCAGGUCCAACAGCGUGGUCAAACCUCACCGAGUUCAUCAAAGACGGUGAUGUUGUCAGGCUUUACCAUCUCACGACGCACCGGCGCAUUCACUCUCACGAUGUCCGGCCUCCUAUUACCGAGGCCGACUGGCAAAAUGAAGUCACAGCUUACGGCUACGAAGGAUUCGAAGGUGAUGCCAAUGACCUCUUCCGAGUUGAAAUUGUCAAGUCGAUGUCUGAUGGCGAAGAAGCCAAAAAGAGACUGAGGACCAUUCAGACCAAGUUUAAGCUGGUCCACAUCAUGACGGGCUGCGUUCUGUUCUCCCACAAGGUCAAACUACCUGACUGGGGAUUCGAGCAACAGGAAGUGACUUGUGCCAAAGGAGGCACCCUUCCCAAUAGUGUGUGGUACAUCGAGCAGAAUCAACACCCAAUGCUUGGGGAAAACGCAGAAAAGGUCAACUACCGCAACCCGGGCUUCUUGGGCAAGUUUUGGGAAUUGCAAAAGGUCAUGUGGAGGACCAAUGCCGGCUUGGUUGAGUCGCAUGCAUGGGACUCCCGACCGGGCUCCUGGCCCAUUCUCCGCCGUGGGAUCAAUUUCUGGGGCAAAGACCACCGUCAGAUCUAUCUACUCGGAAAUCCCGCCAUCUGGUGGCCUUCAACCCUGGCUAUUUUGACCUACAUCAUUUUCAAAGGUAUCGCCGUCCUCCGCUGGCAACGCAGCUGUAACGAUUAUUCCAACAUCAACUUCAAGCGGUUCGACUACGAAAUUGGUCAGACUGUUCUAGCAUGGGCGUUCCACUAUUUUCCCUUCUACUUGAUGGCCCGACAGUUGUUCUUGCACCACUACUUCCCCGCCCUCUAUUUCGCCAUAAUGGCCAUGUGCCAGAUCUUCGACUUUGUUGUGAAUCGAAUCUCCUCUCUAGGACUGAAGAAGUACCCCGAAAUUGGCUGGAGUGUAGCUGUCUUGUUUGUUGCAUUCGCGAUUGGUGUUUUCACCUUAUAUGCUCCAUUGAUCUAUGGCAAUCCAUGGACUCAGGCCCAAUGCAGAGCGGUCAAACUGUUUGACACCUGGGACUUUGACUGCAACACCUUCCACACUGAUUAUGCCCAAUACUCGACACCGCUUCCACCCUUUGGAGAAGCAACUCCGACUGUGCCCUCCAUGCAAAUCGACUCCGAUAGGAAAGGUGACCCAUCUGCGGUCACCCCUCAGGUUGGUGAAGGGAAAGUGAUCGGACAGGAAGAGCGGGUGGAAUAUCGCGACCAGAACGGGAAUCUCUUGGACGAAGCCCAAGUUCAAGCACUGCUGGCGGAAGGCAAAGCAUCCUUCCAAACCAAGUACGAGACAAGAACAAGACUGGUUGACGAGGACGGCAACGAGGUCAACCAGUCAGUAGUUGCUCCCGAUCACCCAGAUGUCGAAGGCCAGAACCCGUCCACGAAGGGUGUGCCCGAGGAGCAGGCCAAGAAGUCGCCUGCUGAUGCCCAGGCGGGUGGUUCAGUGAAGAAGGGAGAUGACAGCAAAGCCAAACCGGCCAGCGAUGCGAGCGAAGCGACGAAGUAA